Molecule: messenger RNA, 3047 nt
Organism: Dioscorea cayenensis subsp. rotundata (Guinea yam)
Lineage: Eukaryota; Viridiplantae; Streptophyta; Magnoliopsida; Dioscoreales; Dioscoreaceae
Exons: 8
Coding region: 415-2832 (805 amino acids)
Source: RefSeq, a predicted model, not a curated record
AAAAGAAACCAUGCUGGAAAUACCCACUACUUUUGAUCAACUUCUCAAGCCCUUUCUGGGAAUCCUCUCACCACCUUCAUUCCCAAAAUGCCCCUCUUCUGCCCUUUCUUUAGUGCUUUCCUUGUCUGGGCGAGUGGGAUGAAUCAUGGGCGCUUGUUUGAUCCUGAGUUGCUGUUGAUUUUGCAGCAAAGUUUGGAUUUUUAAUCGGUUUUGUGGUGUGUUUUGGCUCUGUUUUUGAGAAGAUAGAGUGACUAGCGGAGUUGUGUAUUGAUGCAUGAAUUUGAUUGAUCAUCAGAGAAUUCAGAGAAAUUUUGGUCUUUUAGUGCAGUUCUGGAGAAAAAGGUUGUAAAUAGGGAGAGAUUUUGAAGUUUAGAAGUUUGGAGAAUUCAUUUGGGAUUGGUUCUUUGAUUCAGUAUGGCGAAGAAAUCACGGAAACGAUCCAAGAAGGAGAAUGCUGGUUGCAUGUGGGGUUUCAUUAGCUUGUUUGAUUUUCACCGUAGCCAUGCCCCUCGAAGAUUGCUUUCUGAUCGAACACAAGGAAGUGGUAAGCAUUUGGACAAUGGAUUUUCUGGGAACAAAUUUGAGCUGCUCAGUGAUGCUGAAGAAAGGCAAGAAGGUUUCGAGGAAAAUGAAAUAAAUGAAGACGGAAGAAUUGAUGCAAAUAUGGCAAGUGUAAAAUCACUUAUGGAGGAUGAGAUGUCGAAACCGCAAGCGGGGAGUACAACAGAAGUGGGGUUUGAACGACCGAGAACAAAGUUGGGAUACCAUACUGAGAAAAAUCGGAAGAAAACAGGCAAGAAUUCUAAGGUGGUAACUGAUCUUCUUUUGAAUGACUUGAAGGAUUUGGCUAACCUUGACUCACAUCAAUCUCGGCAAUCAAAUUCAUAUGAAGGAUCUUUCUCUGACUCUGACUUUGCUUCAUUUAUGGUUGAUUUCUAUGGCAAUACACGUCAAGUGGCCGAAAAGCGUGUUAAUUGCAAUCCUUCACUUGAAAGUAAUUGCCUUCCGGAGCAUGAUUCUGAGCUGGUUGAAAAGUUGUCGGUUAUUCAGAAGGCUUUGAGUGACGUAGCUGAGGCAUUUCUAACUCAAAAGCUUGUUGAAGCAAAGCGAGUCAGUGAAAAAGGAUCUGUGUGUCAGUCAAAACAGUUUAUCAAUGCAUUAGAGACACUGAAUGCAAACAGGGAGUUAUUCCUAAAGCUUGUACAGGACCCGAACUCGGUUUUGUUGAAACAUAUACAAGAUCUUCAAAAUGCUCAUGCCGGAAUGUUGUCUGAGUUCGACUUGUGUAAAAAUGAUAUGCUUGGAGAAGAUGUUGGCAGUUCAGCACAAUCUGAAGGAUCUGUCAGACAAAAUGGGCACAGUUUCUUUAGGAAGAAGGAGAAGCCGAAGGAGAUAAAGCAACAAUCUUUAAACAGGAUCAUUGUUCUAAGGCCGAACUCAUCAAUUACUCAAAAUCCUUCGAUUACGAUGACUCCAAACUCUCCCCCUAGAGAUAGUAGAAAACACCGGGAAGUCAGUGAAAGAGUUGGGUCAUACUUCUCUCUUAAAGAAAUCAAACGAAGGUGGAAAAAUGUCAUUGGUGAUAACAAGGAAAGGCGUUCGAUAUCUAUGGAUGGUGUUCUGCAUAAAAUUCCAUAUGGACAAAAGAGUAUGGAGAAGGCAGUCCCUAGCAAAAAUUUUUCUGACGCUAAGCGCACUUCUCCUAAACCUUCCAUUGUUGCCAUGAGAAGAGACAAGAUCAAAGGAGAGUCUGGCAGUGUUUCGAUGAGGAUCACUGAUUAUAGAGAACCUUCAUUCUACGCCGAAGCCAAAAAGCAUAUGGUUGAGAUGCUCAACUCUGAUGAUGAUAAAAAGACCUUCCAAUUGAAAAAAACUCCAAAAUCCUUAGGAAGAGUACUUUCUCUUCCAGAAUUCUCGACAUAUAAGAGAUUCAGUCCUUUUCAAGAAGAGUUAUCACCUCGAGGUAUGAUGCAUUCCCCCAAACGCCAAACCAAGAAGGAAAAUGCUGUCACUGGCAUUCAAAUUCAAUCAGAUGCCGAGAAAGCCGUCCUUGAAACUGAUAAGCAAGAUGGAAAUACGGAGAUCGUAGAAAUGAUCAAUGAUGAACGUAAAGUAGAGAAUAAUCAUUUUGAUGAAAGUGUUGAAUUGAAUGAUGCUCAAAUAAAAGAGUCCUCGAAGGAGAUGCCCAGUUAUCUGGUGAUACAUAAUGCUGAAACUCCGGAGAAUUUGAUGGAGAAGUGUGAUCGGCCAAGUCCGGUGUCGGUUCUUGACCAAUGCUUCUCUGAAGACAUCAUAAGCCCUCAUAGUACAUCAGUUGAAUAUGAUUCACAACUGCAACUUGAAGAACAUGCUCUAGGAACUAGUUUGGAUGACAAGGAAAUCAGGGACGCAUUCAUUAAAGCUGUGAUUGAAAAGUCUGGCCUUAGCUAUGAUGUAAUAUCAAGUCGUUUGCUUGAUCCAUCCUUGCUCGAUGAAAUCGAAAUCAUGUACAUUCAGUUAAUUGAUGAUCCACAGCUUCUCUUUGAUUGCAUCAAUGAAGUUUUGGUCGAGAUAAAUCAGAGAUACUUUAGUUGCUCACCUUGGAUGUCUAUAGUACAGCAUGAAGUCCGGCCAAUCCCCAAAGGAAUGAAACUCAUACAAGAAGUGUGCAAAGGUGUUGAGUGGCAUAUGAAAUUACAGUUUCCGAUGACGCUGGAUCAGUUGGUAGGGAAGGACAUGGACCGCAGGGACUGGAUGGACCUUCGGCUUGAAACUGAAAACACAAUUACUGAAGUCGGAGAUAACAUUGUCGAGUUUCUAAUGGAAGAAACUAUACUUGAAUUGUGGACAUGAAGUCUCACUGUUUUUUUCUUUACUUUGGUGUUCUUUGUGUGUAGUCUGAGUUUUAUACAAAAAUGAACAUCGUCAAAUACAGUUUAACAGUUGUGCUAAUUUUCUUGGUUGUGUGUUUAUUCUAAAGAAAAUUUACAGCAGUUCACAAUUCAAUGUUUCAGAGAGUAUGCAGAUUAAAAAAACCUUGAGUUGUCUUAUUGCCUUUUUUUUCUGCA